AUGGCCGCCAAUGGCCAGGAGCUGCUGCUUCCCGACGACCCAGAGGCUGCCUGCACCGCCGCCACGAUGUUUGAGGCCACAAGCAAGGAGCAUGAGUGCUCGAAAACCCUGUACCACAGGGAGGAGGCAGUCGAGUCCUGCUGCCAGGUACUGGCAGAGUACUACGGCCCUAACUCCACCCUGCCCUCCCGCAACUGCUUCUGCGUCGAGAGCUACUGGACUCCCUUCAUUGCGCUGGCAGAUAAAAGCUACAUCGGCUGGACGUCAUACUUUGACACGUGCACGGAGAUGGGCUACACCAUCCACUACUGGCAUUACGGCGAGGGCCCCUGUGUGCCGCCACCCGCCUCCGACGACCUGCUGGCGCCGGCGCCCGCCCCUGUGGCCGCCCUGGCUGAGGCCCCCUCGCCUGCUGCGGAGCUGGGGGCCGCUGUGGAGGAGGUGGUGUCUGAGUCCCUGGAGGACCCACUCCUGCCCAUGCCCAUGCGCCCCUUCAAUGCCUGGGCCUCCGACCUCGACUCAGACGGCUGGGGCAUGGCUUCCUUUGUCAUGGCAUGGGUGGCAGUGCUUGGGAGCAGCGCAAUGGCCUGGACGUUCCUGUUUGACGCCUUCGUGGACUUCCGUCGCUGCUGUGGCAGCCGGCGGGCAGCUGGCUGA
Molecule: messenger RNA, 657 nt
Organism: Chlorella variabilis
Lineage: Eukaryota; Viridiplantae; Chlorophyta; Trebouxiophyceae; Chlorellales; Chlorellaceae
Product: expressed protein
Exons: 5
Coding region: 1-657 (218 amino acids)
Source: RefSeq, a predicted model, not a curated record